CAUCUAUUUAUCCACGCACUUACAUACAACUCUCAAGUCUCAUCUCUUUCUAGUUUCUUUGCUCUCGUCCUCACUUUCUACAUGUGUUUGUGUGAUGGGUGAAUUGCCUCCAAACCUGAAACAAUGGAUGCGAUUCAGUCCCCCGGACGAGGAGGUCAUCGAUUUCUUGAGGUCGAAGAUCACUGGGAAGGAUAAUGAAGUUGACUUCAUCUUCGAAGCCGAGAAUUGCCGAUGGGAUCCCUGGGAUUUGAGAAAUUUGUGCCUAUUCUGGUUGGAUAUAUGUGGCAUAAAGAUGGAGUAUCCAGAGUGGUGGCUCUUCUUGCCACAGGAUAGGAAUGGGAAGCGAUCGAAAAGGGCAACCAAUGCUGGAUUCUGGAAAGUGACGGGUCAGCCAAAGAAAAUCAAUUCGGACUCGGGGUUGAUUGGCAAGAAAAACUUUCUGGUAUUCUAUACAGGGACUCGUCCAGGCAAUAUAACCGAUUGGGUAAUGCACGAGUACUGCACAACCCUGAAGGAACUCGAUGGCACCCUCCCCGGUCAGAAACCCUUCGUGCUCUGUCGUUUAUCUCGUAAACAGAAAAAGAGCUCCACAGAUCCAAACUUUAAUUUUGCCGGAACUGCUGUUUCAUCUCCUACCACAGCAUUAGAAGUUCAAGCUGAAGCUACUACACCACCUCAGAUUUUUUAUGAAACAAUAUCUAACACAACACCUGUGGAUUGUGGAGACAAAAGUUUUAGUGCUCACGCUGCAGAAAAUCAAUUGGGAGAAGAUGCAGCUACCGAGGAGGAUCUGCAACUGGAAGAAAUGAUCUCCGAGCUGCUGCAAAAUCCCGUUGAUUUUGAAAUUUUGACCCCCUCCUCGACUUCACUUCUCAACAGAUCUACUGGUUCAUCCCCUACCACAACUAACUCACUUCUUGAAGAAUUCUUCUUCGAGUCUGACAUAGCUUCGGCAUUGGCAUCUCCGGCAUCAGAUCUGACUAAAAUUUUCCCUCAUAUAAACUUUGAUGGCACAACAUCAAACGCUAUGCCAUUCAGUAAUUGUAACCAUGUAAGCUAUAAUGCUUAUACUGCAAAAAGUGAAGUUUCAGAAUGUAACAUUUUAGGGAAGGACCACCCUGCAUCCGGUCCAAUACUUUAAAAGAUUAAUCAAUUAUGAAAAAUGAUACUAUUAUCAAA
Messenger RNA from Carya illinoinensis, 1179 nucleotides. Its product is annotated as protein NTM1-like 9. Gene Ontology annotation, molecular function: DNA binding. The transcript is spliced from 4 exons. The record is from RefSeq and is a predicted model, not a curated record. Gene Ontology annotation, biological process: regulation of DNA-templated transcription. Bases 95 to 1141 code for a protein of 348 amino acids. Lineage: Eukaryota; Viridiplantae; Streptophyta; Magnoliopsida; Fagales; Juglandaceae.